AUGAAGGGGCGGAGAGACUCAGAGUUCGGCUACUUAUCUCCCUUCCUGAACUCAAGACCCUCACACCCUGUUUUUACCCCGAAUCAGAGCAGAAAAAUGUCAGCCGAGGCCCCCGUCAAGUACCUGGACCAAGAUUUUGAAGCUCUGAGGAGCCAGUGUCUGAGCAGUGGGCAGCUCUUUUCUGACCCCACUUUCCCAGCUGCCCCCGAGUCCCUGGGAUUUAAGGAACUUGGACCCAACUCGUCCAAAGCUGAAGGAAUGCAAUGGAAAAGACCCAAAGAGCUGUGCUCGGAACCCAAGUUUAUCAUUGGUGGGGCCACAAGAACCGACAUCUGCCAAGGGGCACUGGGUGACUGCUGGCUGAUGGGGUCCAUCGCCUCUCUGACUCUGAACCAGGACGUUCUGGCACGAGUGAUUCAUCCUGAGCAGAGCUUCACGGAGAACUACGCUGGAAUCUUUCACUUUCAGCUGUGGCAGUAUGGACAGUGGGUGGACGUCGUCAUCGAUGACAAACUGCCCACCAAAGAUGGAAAACUAAUGUUCGUUCACUCAGGUGAAAGAAAAGAGUUCUGGAGCGUGCUGCUGGAGAAGGCCUACGCAAAGGUGAACGGCAGUUAUGAAGCUCUUUCUAAAGGCUGGGCUGCUGAGGGCUGUGUGGACUUCACUGGGGGCAUCGCAGAACGCUACGAGCUCAGCAAAGCUCCACCAAACAUGUUCAAUAUCAUGAAGCAGGCCCUGACUCAAUGCUCUCUGCUGUGCACGUCUAUAUACGUAAGGCAUAAAUGUAUACUGACAACUGCAUUUAUUCUCUGUUUGGAACAGGUUAUAUUAGGUAAAAGAGAUCUUGGUGUCACAACAUCUACAACCUCAUUUCCGAAAAAGCUGUGA
Colossoma macropomum (tambaqui) is the source of this 888-nucleotide messenger RNA. Its product is annotated as calpain-2 catalytic subunit-like. Bases 1 to 888 code for a protein of 295 amino acids. Lineage: Eukaryota; Metazoa; Chordata; Actinopteri; Characiformes; Serrasalmidae. Gene Ontology annotation, cellular component: cytoplasm. Gene Ontology annotation, molecular function: calcium-dependent cysteine-type endopeptidase activity. Gene Ontology annotation, biological process: proteolysis. The record is from RefSeq and is a predicted model, not a curated record. The transcript has 5 exons.